Molecule: messenger RNA, 1184 nt
Organism: Spodoptera frugiperda (fall armyworm)
Lineage: Eukaryota; Metazoa; Arthropoda; Insecta; Lepidoptera; Noctuidae
Product: PITH domain-containing protein CG6153
Exons: 4
Coding region: 209-829 (206 amino acids)
Cellular component (GO): nucleus
Source: RefSeq, a predicted model, not a curated record
GUUUAUAGGUACCUACUUUGUGUAUUUAUAAAUCAAAUCAUAGAAAAGGUAAAGGUAGGUACGAUUGAUAUCGUUACCUAGAACUACGGUUGUUUCGAGGUUCUUUUACUAUACUUAGUAUUACUUAGUUUCUGUAAAAAAAUUGCAUUGCAACUGUUUAUUGUACAUAUUUAAAAGCAUCGACGUCAUACCCUUCAAAGUAUCAAUAAUGUCUCAUCAUCAUUGCCAUGGACAUCAUGAUCAUGAUCACAGCAAUGCCGACGAAAUCGGCUUUCAGUAUAACCUAUAUGAAAAAAUUGAUAAGGAAAAUUUACAAUGUUUAAAUGAAACUAUCGAAGGCUCUGGGAAAACUGUUUUCAAACCAUGGGACAAAAGACUAGAUACAACUCAUUUUGUUGAAAGUGAUGCUGAUGAAGAAUUAUUAUUUAAUAUACCAUUCACAGGGAAUGUCAAACUUAAAGGUAUCAAAAUAUCAGCAGAAGAUUCUGACUGUCAUCCUGCAAAGUUACGAUUAUAUAAGAAUAAACCCAACAUGACAUUUGACGAUGUGGCUCUAGAGCCUGAUCAAAUUUUUGAACUGCAGAAGGAUAGUCAAGGCGUUUUGGAAUAUUGCCCCAAAAUUGUCACAUUUUCAUCGGUAUCACAUUUAACAAUGCAUUUCCCCUGCAACUUUGGUGCUGAAAAUACGAAAAUAUAUUAUAUUGGAUUAAAGGGUGAAUGGACUCCAGGGCAUAGACACGGAGUAACUAUUUGUACUUAUGAAGCUAGACCUAAUAUUGAUGACCAUAAACUGAAGCAAUUUGAUUCUGUAACAAGACAAAUUGAGUAAAAAUAUUAAAUUAUUUUAUUAAGUUUCUUUGUAUAUUCAUAAUAAUAUUUUUUUCUUUGUUACCAUAAAUUACUUUGCUAUGUAUCUAUACAUAUAUUUCUCAACUGUGUUUCAUAAUUAUUAUCAUCAAAGUAAUAUUUGUAGGGUCAUAUGCAAAAUAUAAUAUGAUAAUCAUAAAUUUUACUUACCUAUUUAAAUUGUAUUCUUUCACUGAACUGUAGAACUAAUUACUAAUGCAUUUAAUAAUGUACUAAUAUAAAAUGUACACCUAAUACUCUUCUCAUCUAUUUAUACUAUUUAUCUUCCAGUAAGAGUAAGACUGUAAAAUAAAAUAAAUAAGUAAGUACCUAUUUAA